Molecule: messenger RNA, 1293 nt
Organism: Lactuca virosa
Lineage: Eukaryota; Viridiplantae; Streptophyta; Magnoliopsida; Asterales; Asteraceae
Source: the annotation of a GenBank genome assembly
AUGCACGGGAUAGUUAAAAAGAAGAGGAAAAUGCAUGCCAAAGAAUCUAUGGAUGAGUUGCGCGCCAAGUUGGACGACGUUACAAAACAGGUGGCAGAAUUAAAGGCAGUGAUACAUGACUCUGGGAAGCAAGUCAUGGACAAUGUGAGCCUGAGAGUUCAGAAUAGUAGUUCUGACUCGAUGCCAACCUUGGCUGCUAUAAAGAACCCCACUCAGUGUAAAUUGGUGUUACCAUAUGGGGCACUGGAUCAGAAUUAUGCUACUGGCUUGGUCUUUCCGUAUGGGGAUGGGUUAAUACACUCACUCCCUUUGCAUGAAAAUCACAUGAAAGUGUUAAUAGACCAAAUCAACAAAGACUUUCAGAGUCUUCCUAUUCCUGUAGUGACUGAUGAAGUCAGUAAUCUUCAAAAUGCAGUUGGCCAAAUAAUUCAAUGGCCACGAAAUGCUAUUAUUCUGACUCAGAUUCAAGGAAGAAAGCAACAAAAUUCGACUCCAAGUUUGCCACAAACCAGUGUAGGGGGUUGUACAGGAAAGAACACACUCACUCCAAUGAACAAAUCGAAGCCAAUUGAAUUACUACGUGAGCGAUUGAAGAACAACCCACUAAUUCAUGUCGUAGCUGAUUAUGGCAUUCUAGAAACUGACAAGUUUAAGUUUUGGGUAGCACAAGAUGAAAUUCUUUGUUUGUUAAACAAAAGAACACUUGAUGUUACCAUUCUAACCGUUUGGGAGAUGAAUCUACAUUCCAUUGCACGUGUGAAGAACAAAUGUUCUUUCCUAAACCCACAUAGGAUUCUUGGGGCAAGCUGCCAAGAAAACCCGGAAGCUGUUAUAAAUUACAUUGUUGAUGCGAUGCGGAUUCAUCAAGGGAAACAAUUUCUCAUCGCUCCAUAUCUACAAAGUGAGCAUUGGGUCUUGUUCGUGAUUUGCCCUCAUAAUGGCACCGGGUACAUAUUGGAUUCAAUUAGGAGUCCUGUACAAAAGCCUGUGGAUACCUAUUACCUAUUGAAGAAACAUGUUGACAUGGCUUUUGCAAGGUAUGGGAAAUACACAUCAAAUCCAAUCAGUUGGACGCUCGCCGAGUGCAACCAACAACCGGACGAUUGGGAAUGCGGCUAUUAUGUAAUGAAAUGGAGGAUGGAUUUUGUGAUGGUUGAACAACACGGAUUCUUGAGUAGAACUGCUACCCCUUGGAACGACACCACUCAUUUUUCGGAAACCACCUUGUUUUCAAUUGUUGUUAAGUGGGCAACACAAUUCCUGAACAAAUAUAUGAAAGGUGUGGUUUCCUAG